Microsporum canis CBS 113480 is the source of this 1101-nucleotide messenger RNA. RefSeq names its product tricarballylate dehydrogenase. The record is from RefSeq and is a predicted model, not a curated record. The transcript is spliced from 6 exons. The coding region runs from base 1 to 1101 and encodes 366 amino acids. NCBI's taxonomy places the organism in Eukaryota, Fungi, Ascomycota, Eurotiomycetes, Onygenales, Arthrodermataceae.
AUGACCGUGGUUGCACUCGUGACCUUCGACUAUACCAAAUAUCAGAGAUGGUGGUUAGAUACAAGCCCAUCGAACACGGAUCUACACAAUACUAUACUGAAAACACCAUUGGCGGAUUGGUGGGUUGGCGGUUUUAGUAAGAUGACAAUCCCACGGGAAUGUGGCUUCUCAUCGUUGGCAGUGGAAAAAAAUACAGGCUUUUCAGCCGCUAUUUCAGCCGCGGAACAUGGUGUGAGAAAGGUAGUUUUGUUCGAAAAGGUCCUGAGGAGUGGUAGUGCAUCCCGAACGGUCCACGGUGGCCUGGAUGAUAUCCUUCCGAUUGUGAAUAAUGUUGACAGUGAGAAAACGGGUAUCAUAGAUAUGAAGCCAGACACACAGUCAAGGACUUUACGGAUGACCGAUGGACGGACAGACCAGGACAUGUCUAACAUUUCAACUAUCCUUCAACCGACAAUCUUACAAGGUCGACAGGCGUUGCAAAUGUUGGGACUGUGGCAAGACUACCAUGCUGCUGCACAACCUAGCAACGUCGCCGUUUUUUAUCCAGCCUCUUUGAAGAGAUUGAUUCCCAACCCUACCACCGGUAGGCCUUCAGGGGCAGUCGUUGAACAUAACGGCAGCAAAGCAGCUAUAAAAUCCAAAUCCAUGAUACUAGCUGCUGGUGGAUUUAAAGCAAACCCACAGAUGCGUUCAAAGUAUCUAGGACGCCCCUAUUCUCCAAGUGGUCGUGAAUUUUCAAAUCAAUUCACCAAGUCUGGCUAUCCCCUUGGACUAAGGAUCAACUCAGAAAGAGAACGGUUUGUAGAUGAGGGUAUGGAUAUGAGAGAUCUCACAUAUGCUAAAUUUGGUAGAGCUAUCCUUGCACUGCCAGGUCAUAUCGUCUUUCAGGUUUGGAGCCGGCAGGUGAUUCCAUGGCUACAAGACGAGGAAUACCGCCCAGAGAUUUUUGAGCAUAUUACUGCCCCGUCAAUCUCCGAACUUGCUGAAAAAUGUUCACGUCACCUUCAGGAGACACCCGGCGCUAAACGGAAUCCGGCAAUUAACGAUGGACUAUCUACGCAAUCCCAAGCUGGUAGCUUAUCUCUUCCCAAAUCUAACUAG